AUGAAGGCUACAAAGAACUUAUCAGAAGAAUUUAAUUAUAAAGUUUUUAGAAUAAGAUCUUUAAUGAAAAUAUUUAUAUAUGGAGUAUUCUUUGCAGCAUUGAUCAAAAUAGUUUCGUUUAUAAUAUAUUUAUUACUAUUUGCUAUAAUAAGCGAUGAUAACGUAGGCAGCGAUAUGAAAAUUGUUGGUAUAUUGGAAUUAAUAUUUCUUGUAUUAGAAUGUGUAUUUGGCGCGAUUGUAUCGUUGGCAUUUGGUAUAUUUGGAUUCUGCAUGUCAAGUGCUAUAAAUUAUAAUGGUAAUUCUUCAUUACAACGUCGUAUUAGGAAUAGUAGAAAAAGAAUGAAUUUUCAAGCUUAUUUAUUUAAAGAAAAAAUAAAG
Messenger RNA from Entrophospora sp. SA101, 378 nucleotides. The record is from the annotation of a GenBank genome assembly. NCBI's taxonomy places the organism in Eukaryota, Fungi, Glomeromycota, Glomeromycetes, Entrophosporales, Entrophosporaceae.